ACCUGCUUCCUGCGGGUCUCCUCUGCGCAUGUCCAACGACACGUGCAUCGGCCGUGAGGUUGUGGCUAGUUUUGUGUACAUAUGUCAAGUGCUUAAUUUGUAUCUAUUUACAUUUACAGAAGGUUGUGAUAUCCUAUCAAAUGGGAGGACUUCAAAAGAAAAAGUUUGAGAGGGGCUCAGCCACCAGCUACAUCACAAGAAAUAAAGCUCGGAAGAAGUUACAACUAAGCCUCCCAGAUUUCAGGCGUCUCUGUAUCCUAAAGGGCAUCUACCCUCAUGAGCCCAAACACAAGAAGAAGGUCAACAAAGGUUCCACAGCACCAAGAACCUUCUACCUGGUCAAAGACAUCCGCUUUCUCUUGCAUGAACCGAUUGUUGGCAAAUUCAGAGAGUACAAGAUAUUUGUGCGGAGACUUAAGAAGGCUUAUGGAAAGUCUGAAUAUUCUGAUGCACAAAGACUGAAAAGCAACAAGCCUACUUAUAAGUUGGACCACAUAGUCAAAGAACGGUAUCCCACCUUUGUUGAUGCUCUUCGUGAUAUCGAUGAUGCCCUCUGCAUGUGCUUCCUCUUCUCCACCUUUGCCCGAACAGGAAAAUGUCACGUGCAGACAAUCCAGCUGUGCAGACGACUCACUGUGGAGUGGAUGAACUAUGUGAUCGUAUCUCGUGCUCUCAGAAAGGUUUUCCUCUCCAUCAAGGGAAUAUAUUACCAGGCUGAGGUGAUGGGACAGCUUGUUACAUGGCUCGUGCCAUACCAGUUCUCCCAUGAUCAUCCAACAGAUGUUGACUACAGAGUUAUGGCAACCUUCACAGAGUUUUACACAACACUCCUUGGGUUUAUCAACUUUAAACUCUACCAUUCCAUAAAUCUGGUUUACCCACCUAAGCUUGACAGUAAAUCUGAGUUGGAGCUAAAGGAGGAGAAUGAGGAGGACUAUGCUAUGGGUUCCGAAUGCAGUGUGGAGAAACUUUCAGCUCUGAGUGCCACUCUAGCCCGAGUGGUUUCAUCUGCAGAAGAGGAGGAGGCUCAACUUGACCAGUUUCCUGUCGAAGGGGAGGACCUGGAGAAGAUGGAGGUACGGGAAAAGGAACAGAAAGAGCUGGAAGAUCAAAAAAAGAUUUUUGAGGGGCUCAAAUUCUUUGUCAACAGAGAAGUGCCCAGAGAGUCACUGGCUUUUGUCAUUGGGUGUUUUGGCGGCAAGGUUUCUUGGGACAAGUCUGUAGCCAUUGGGAGCACAUAUGAGGAGACAGAUGAGACCAUUACACAUCAAAUUGUUGACAGACCCAACAUAGACAAGCGGUACCUCAACAGGUACUACAUUCAGCCCCAGUGGGUUUAUGAUUGCAUCAAUGCCAAAAUCCUCCUGCCAGUGGAGGACUACUUCCUUGGUGUGACUCUUCCGCCUCACCUCUCUCCAUUUGUGGAGGAGAAAGAUGGCGACUACAUUCCACCCGAAAAAUUGAAGAUCAUGGCCUUGCAGCGCGGAGAAACGUCUGCCCAACAAGAGGAAGAGGAGGAAGAUGAUGAUGAGGAGGAGGAGGAGGAGGAGGGUGUGGAUGCAGAGGACAAUGAUGAUGAUGACGACGAAGAUGCAGAUGAGAAUAAUCUUAAGAAGAUGGAAGAGCAAAGAUCCCAGGGCAAAUCUUUGAACGUAACAGUGACGCCCGGAAAAGUGAAAGUCCAGAACCGGGAGCGCUUGGAGCAGUCGGAGAAAGCAGAGGAGAAACGUCUUGCCAUUAUGAUGAUGAAGAAGAGAGAGAAGUACCUGUACGACAAGAUCAUGUUUGGAAAGAAGCGAAAAAUCAGAGAGGCUAACAAGCUCGCUGCCAAGAGGAAAGCCUACGACGAUUCUGAAAAAGCCAAGAAGAAAAAAGCCAGAAAGUAACUGGUCCCAUGCAGAUUUGUGUCAAAUCUACAGUGCACCGCAGGUUGACGUGUCCCUGUGUGAGGUUUGCUGCACCAUAAUGGUGGUGGCAUUGAUGACUGCGUAUUUAGAGCUAAAAAGCAGGCUGUAAUUUGUGGUGUAAAAGUAACUCUUUAUUUUGUUUCUAUAAACUCUUCUGUAUUUCAAAGUGUUUGUUUCACCCAAUUUUAAAUGUGCUCAAUCUUAAAAUAAAAACAUUAUUAAGUCC
Betta splendens (Siamese fighting fish) is the source of this 2133-nucleotide messenger RNA. It is a transcript of the gene pes1, whose product is annotated as pescadillo. Gene Ontology annotation, biological process: ribosome biogenesis; maturation of LSU-rRNA from tricistronic rRNA transcript (SSU-rRNA, 5.8S rRNA, LSU-rRNA). NCBI's taxonomy places the organism in Eukaryota, Metazoa, Chordata, Actinopteri, Anabantiformes, Osphronemidae. The transcript is spliced from 15 exons. Gene Ontology annotation, molecular function: RNA binding. The record is from RefSeq and is a predicted model, not a curated record. Gene Ontology annotation, cellular component: nucleolus; PeBoW complex. The coding region runs from base 141 to 1886 and encodes 581 amino acids.